Baudoinia panamericana UAMH 10762 is the source of this 609-nucleotide messenger RNA. RefSeq lists its product as uncharacterized. Lineage: Eukaryota; Fungi; Ascomycota; Dothideomycetes; Mycosphaerellales; Teratosphaeriaceae. The coding region runs from base 58 to 435 and encodes 125 amino acids. The transcript has a single exon. The record is from RefSeq and is a predicted model, not a curated record.
UGAUUGAAAACAAGUCCUUUGUACUGAUACAGAUAUCCGAGGCGGUGGCGCACGGACAUGGUUUUUCUUCGCGUUGCUUCGAGGUUCAGAGAAGCUACCUCACUUCAACAUCAGCCUACCCAACCACGGACCUGGACCGUUAGCGUGGAGGACAGAGGCUCAUUUUGCCUAUGCCAUCCAUCUCUCCGGUACCUUGCUGGUCAUGUUGUCCACGUUGCCUACCUACACGCUUUCCAAACACACACCGUUACCCUCCGUGCUUCACCUGCACUUCGACAUGACUCCACGCUCGCUAGUCGUUCAUUGCGGCGGAGGGUUCAGGGUGGCUGGUCUGCGUUGGACCACCGAGUGUGCGUAAGGUGGGUCGCUAACUGCUCCAUUCACUCAUCACAUCAUUGCGAUCUUGAACAACUGGGACUGAGUGCCGUAUGCUGACCUCCGGAAGUGCAUAUCCAGUUUCACUGCUAUAUAUGUAAUCGAGAUCCUCACCACCCACUUAAAAUAUGAGCAAUCUACCUGAGUAAAUGUCGAGCGAGACCACACCGUUUCGGAGAGCGACCAUAUAGACUCCAACGGUGGAUCUGAGAUCCGCCACCGUCCGUUCAAUGA